Messenger RNA from Hyla sarda, 2841 nucleotides. It is a transcript of the gene SLC66A2, whose product is annotated as solute carrier family 66 member 2. The transcript is spliced from 6 exons. Gene Ontology annotation, cellular component: endosome; trans-Golgi network. Gene Ontology annotation, biological process: retrograde transport, endosome to Golgi; phospholipid translocation. The record is from RefSeq and is a predicted model, not a curated record. NCBI's taxonomy places the organism in Eukaryota, Metazoa, Chordata, Amphibia, Anura, Hylidae. The coding region runs from base 263 to 1078 and encodes 271 amino acids.
CAGCGCAAAAGCCACGCCCCUCCGACCCGUGUUCCAAUCAGUGUUGUGUCCGGGAGGAUGAGGCAGUGACAAGCGGAGUGUUAGUAUCGGGCACCGGGAAACAGCCGCUGUAUGACGGCUCACAGCAGGUAGCAUCAUGGGAUGUAGCAGUCAAUCAAUGGCUUGGAAGCAGGUGGGCCAUCCCCAAUAAUCUUGGUUUAUAACCUCUGCUGGACAGAGAUAAGCCAGAUUAAGCUGAAGGAGUGAAUUGACCUCAGGCACAAUGGAGGAAAAGGGGACAGAAUGGCUUGUAUUCGCUGUACAUAGGCUUGUCUCAUGGGGAGCAUCAGCCGCCAUGAUAUUUGGAGGAGUUGUGCCAUAUAUACCACAGUACAGAGACAUUAGAAGAACCCAAAACGCAGAUGGUUUCUCAGUUUAUGUUUGUCUCAUGCUGUUGGUAGCGAAUAUAUUGAGAAUCUUAUUUUGGUUUGGGCGUCAUUUUGAGUCCCCUCUCCUUUGGCAGAGUAUCAUUAUGAUUGUUACUAUGCUGCUGAUGCUGAAACUGUGCACAGAGGUCCGUGUGGCAAAUGAUUUGAACACAAAGCGUCGCUUAUUUUCAGCAUUAGAUAGUAAAGAUGAAGAACUCAAAACCCAUCCCAAGAGAUGCUUUCUGGACUUCGAUAUGAACUACUUCUGGCACUGGAGCAGAUUUACAGACUAUAUGCAGUGUGUGCUGGCAUUUACUGCAGUGACUGGUUACAUCACCUAUCUAUCGCUGGACUCUGUGCUCUAUGUAGAAACCCUGGGCUUUCUUGCAGUGUUUACUGAGGCAAUGCUGGGAGUUCCUCAGCUCUAUAGGAAUCGUCAGAAUAACUCAACUGAAGGAAUGAGCAUCAAAAUGGUACUGAUGUGGACGAGUGGAGAUACCUUUAAGACUGCUUACUUUAUUCUCAACCAAGCUCCCUUCCAGUUCACUAUCUGUGGCCUCCUGCAGGUUCUUGUGGACGUUGCCAUUUUGUUGCAAGUGUACAUAUACAGCGUAUACCCUCAGAAGCCAGUGUCACACACCACACAUGCUACCAGUGCCAAAGCUCUGUGAUGAAGAAAACAUGUACUGUCUGAUCAUGUGCUUCCCAAUUCUAGAACUGCUUUUGCACCAACAUUGCACAUGUUUGUAUCUUGGAAGCUCUUUAACCAGCGUUUAAACCUUUUCAGUGUUUUUGUUUCCAAAGAUUUUGCACAAUGCUGUUACUGUCGGCUUUCAUGCUUUUGUAAAGUUGUUGUCCUCAAGUCUAAAUGAAUUUAUCACCAAACACUGGUUUGAAAUCUGAAAUAUGUGCUCCCAUGUAUGCAUGAGUAUACUUUUGAAUGCAGAGUCUAUAGACCUAUAAUAGGAUAUCUGUGUCAGAAUUAUGUAUUAGCAGUGUUAGGCUAGGCCAGCAGGCAGACUUUGCCAAUCCUUUUAACAACAUUGUGUUUUGCAUUCAUGGGCAUCUAAAACAUUGAGGUAGUCAGUGCUUCUGCUAAAGGGAUCCACAGGGCAGGGGAGAGGAAACCAGACUCUGGAAAUCUUCCAUCAGUUCCCUAUCCUACAAAGGACGAAUAGUCGGGUGAGUGGACAAACAUUGGACACUCUUAACUUAAUAUGGGGGCAAGUGAUGAAUUAUAUGAGCCAACACUUGAAAGGGUCCACUCUGUAGGACUCUUUGUUCUCUAUGUACGCCCCUGUUUGUCAGAUUGAAGAAAUAACCUACCAAUCAUAUCUGUGUUGUUGAAAAAUACAUCAAAAUCUGUUUGAAAUAAAUGCUUUAUAGCCUUGCUCAUGGGACGAAUUGGCAAACAACUACAAAUGCUGUUGUCUAUGUAACCCUAUGCCAAACAUUUGCGCUUCCUGUCCAGGUAGCCUGGAACACUGUGCUAUGCAAUGUAUUUUACAGCGAUUGAGCUAAUACUCUGUAUAAAUAUCAGAUCACCAGUACGCCACUUGUUUCAGUACAACUCAAUAAGGUAGUAUUUCUUGCACUGCAUGCUAUAAUGUUAAAAUGUGGGAAUAAGUUAUAAGUGCUUGGAUGUAUUUGCAUUGAAUUUGGACCAUCAUUGUACAAAUAUUAAGGAAACACAUUUAAAAAUAGAGCUUUCCAAAUUUAUAUAGCAGUUUUACAUGUGCUUAGGCGGUCUUCAAGUGAGUCACCACACUGUAACAGCAUUCCAGUUAUGGGUGGCAUGUUUACCAUUGUCUAUGGUCAAGGCCUUCACAUGAAUGUUACUGUACCCACGUGAUGGUUUUUACUUGUAUGCAUAAGUUACAUUCUACUCUUAAUAUUCAGUAUAACCAUUGUUACAAUGCCUUGCCAGACCACAAAGAAUGUCUAUAAUUCAUUUUUUUUUUUUUUUAACGGUACUCAAUUUCUACUUGAGUUUUUUCUUUUUUUUCUUUGUGGGUUUUUUCUUCAUCAAAUGUAUUAUUUUAAUGGGACACUGUUAAAAUAUAUUUAGAUAUAUAUAUUUAUGAAAGCAGACUGGUAUGGCUACAAGGGCUCUGGUGUCUGUUAUUACCAGAACCAUGAUUAUGACAGUUGCGUAAUGUAGUGACUUAUAGCUAUGCAGUUCUGUUGUUGAGAAGAAUAGAUUCCUAAACGAACAGACCUUACAGCUGUGUCCGCAUAGCCUAAGAUUUAUGCUUUUAUAUUACAUACCUUAUGCAUCACAUAUUUUAUUCUUUAAAAUGGUGUAAAAAUUUGUAUCAAUCUGUACAAACCUGAUGACUUGAUUAAAAUAUCAGUUUUAUGGGAACAGGUGUCAUUUUUGUGAUAAAUUAGCAAUAAAAAUGUAGGAAUCUACUAUAUUUCACUGUACAUUAUG